Bursaphelenchus xylophilus (pine wood nematode) is the source of this 3344-nucleotide messenger RNA. NCBI's taxonomy places the organism in Eukaryota, Metazoa, Nematoda, Chromadorea, Rhabditida, Aphelenchoididae. The record is from the annotation of a GenBank genome assembly.
AUGUCCAGUUCGGAGAAGAAUGGCUCGGAGCCGGAGAGCUUGAGCUCGGUGCUGGCCGACACCCAGAAAUGCGAUGGGCCCUGCAAGAAGUUGUUCAAUGUCAGCAAGCUGAAGGUCUACGACUGCGGGCAUGUGAUUUGCGGCAACUGCUUCACCGAGAUGCCGUUGAGAGGUGCGUUUUUGAAUUUAGGAAAUGGAUUUUGAUAAAAAAGGCGAUUUUUUGCGAAUGUUUGGAUUUUUUUUGGAUACGCUUUUGAGGUUUUUUUGGAAUUACCGAUUUUUACCUUUUAAUAAUUUUGGAGGUUUUUUGUGGAUUUUUAGAUUUUUUGGAUACUUUUUGAUCGCUUUUGAGUGUUUUUAGGAGGAUUUUGAGAAUUUUUUGGAUACUUUUUGAUCGCUUUAGAGGGUUUUUCUGAUUUUUUAAAUUUUUGGAUAUUUCGGAUCACUUUUGAGGUUUUUUGGAAUCUUUGGAUACGUUUGGAUCGCUUUUGAGGUUUUUUCUGAAUUUUUUAGUUUUCGGAUACUUUUGGAUCACUUUUGAGGGUUUUUCUGAUUUCUUUAGUUUUUGGAUACUUUCGGAUCACUUUUGAGGUUUUUUUGGAAUUUUUGGAUACCUUUUGAUCGAUUCCGAGCUUUUUAUGAUUUUUUCCAUUUCUGGAUACUUUUGGAUCGCUUUUGAGGGUUUCUGGAAUUUUCGGAUACUUUUGGAUACCUUUUUCAUUUUUUUCAGUUAAACCUCAAAACUUAUUCAAAACGCAAGAAAAUUAACUAAAAUUUUUUUCAGGCGUUGCCGAAGCCGACGGCCGGUGUCUGUUGGGAGAAUGUCGUCGGAAGUUCGAAAACAGCCGAAGACAACAGCCCCGACGCCAAGCCUCGAUUCAUCGCUACCUGAGCGACGCGGUCAGCGCGCUGAGACGCACCAAGUACGCGCAUUUGGUGCAGCCGCCAAAGCCGUCGCGUGGCGACGAAAGACACAGUGGCAGUCUGGAGGAAUCGAAUGGCUGCGAGGAGUGCCGAGCACGCGCUGAAUGUCAAUGCUGUUGCAGCGACUGCUCGGAUCAGGUCACGUUGGUCAGCAAUCCCAAGGUCAGAUUUUUGGAGGGUUUUGGGGGCUUUUUUGGAGAAAAUUUUUUAUUUUUUGUCUAGUGUAAUAUAAUUUUUGUCCGACAAAUACAUAAAAGCUGCUCAAUAUCGUAGAAACAACCCUAAUUUAUCUAGGAAAGCAUUGAUUUUGAGAGAAACACCAAAAUUUUGAUCAAAAUCCGACUUUUUUUGUCUAGUGUAAUAUAAUUUUUGUCCGGAAAAUACGUAAAAUUGGUUUCUUAUCGAAGGAAAAACUCUAAUUUAUCUAAAAAAGCGUUGAUUUUGGGUAAAACACCUAAAUUUUGAUCAAAAUCGGAGUUUUUUUUGUCUAGUGUAAUAUAAUUUUUGUCUUAAAAAGACGUAAAAUUUGUUUAUUAUCACAGAUCGGACUCUAAUUUAUCUAGAAAAGCAUUGAUUUUGAGAGAUACACCAAAAUUCUCGCCAACUUUGAUCAAAAUUCUACUUUUUUGUCUAGUGUAAUAUAAAUUUUGUCUCAAAUACGGUUUGAAUUACUUUAUUUUUGUAAAUUCGAACUCAAAUUUAUCUAAUUUAACUUUACUUUUGGGAGAAACUCCAAAAUUUUGGUACUUUUUAUCAAAAAUUGUAUUUUUUGGCAAGUACAAUAUAAUUUUUGUCUCUAAAACGGCCAAAUUCAAUUUAAAAUCGCUGUAAGAGCUCUCUUAUUACUAUAUUUAAUCUUUUCGACUAGAAUAGAUCAGAAAAUUUGGUGUUUUCUUAAAAAUUUUUUACCUACUAUAAUAUUAGGUUGUCCCACAAAUAAUGUCGUUCUUCAAAAGAUUUUUUUACAAAGAAAUUUACCGUAAUAAUGAAAAUAUUUUUGAUCAAAAUAAUCACCAUGUGUUAUACCACGCUAUUGCAACGCGUUGAAAGCAUUUUUUUGCCAGCGGCUUUGAAACCCCGGCUUCUGGAGCCGAUGAAACUUUUGAAGGCCCAUUCAACAGGGUCUUGAUUGAUAAAUUCCCUACCACGGAUGAAACCCAUUAGAUUCUUCGAAAGGUAGCAAUCUGUUUGAGACAUGCCUAACGAGUACUCCGGACAAAGGAAAGUCCCGUAUCUCCAUUAACUCAACUUCUGGAGCGUCGUCUUUACAACGUGGGGUUGCGCAUCGUCGUCUUGAACUUUUGGAAUUCCCCGGCGUGUUUUUGAAAGCAUAUUCUGCCAUAAGCUGUCUACCUGAAUGCAGCAGGACCCAGCAUUUACAUUUUGGCCAACUUUCAACGAGCUGUAUUGUGAGAUACCCAUGCUGCACCAUCCAGCAGUGCCCAUCACCUUGUUUAUGGGAGGUCGCUUUGCCAAGUGCCGCGUUGGUACCCUCGGUGGACUCCAUUGGGCACACUGGUUGUCGUACAGUAUCUGCUCUUCAUCAGGGGUCACGAUCCGAUCUAGAAAACUCGGCUCUUCGGAUUGUAAAAGCAACAAACGUGACACCUCCAUUAAUGGUUUGGUCCAUUAAUAUGGGAAAAAGCUGCCGAGCAUUUUGUUGAAUUCCAUCGACUUCCAACGGUUAGCCGCCGAUUAUUUCAACACCCAGACGAUGUCAGAGACACGUCGGAUGUUGAUUCUAGGAUAUCUGACAACUAAUGGCCCCAGGGUAAAUUCAUAAAGUUCAUAUGCUGGACUUUAUCUUUGGUCCCUCACCGUCAGAUCGAAUUUUUUUGAACCAUCGUUUCACCGUGUUCAGACUCACAUCAGACUCGCCGAACACGGCGUUGAUAUUUUGUAUAACUCCUGUAACUUUCAUACCCUGUUUUUGCAGGUACAACAUGGCGACACAAAUCGACUUUUUUUCAUAAUUUUUGAUUAGGGUUAAAAUACUUUAAUUUGAUCCAAAUUUGACAAAUGAUAUAUCGAACGAAAGCUUGAGUUCUCGACUACAAAACGAUGCAAUAUUGCGAAAUUUUAUUGUCGUUUACCUUUUUUAUAGACUUUGGAAACUGCCCCUCUCGAAAACGACAUUAUUUGUGGGACAACCUAAUAUAAUUUUUUUGAAUUUUUAGCCCCUCGUGACCAAGAAAACCGCCCGUUUAGCGAAUGGAGUCCUCAAAACCACCAAGAAGAAGGUGACGCAGUCCGAAACGCGCGGAAAGAAACCCGAUGGGACCGUCUACACGGUGAAGAGCACCACUACGGUCGAGAUGAAGACUUGGCAGGACCCUAAAUCCAGGAAGAACUUGCGCACGCAAAGCGAAAGCAGUCAGAGCAGCGACAUUGAAAGCGAUCGCAGCAUGCCCGUGCUCUAA